Messenger RNA from Esox lucius (northern pike), 1510 nucleotides. Its product is annotated as tumor necrosis factor receptor superfamily member 14-like. Gene Ontology annotation, biological process: defense response to Gram-negative bacterium; negative regulation of alpha-beta T cell proliferation; positive regulation of cytokine production involved in immune response. The coding region runs from base 439 to 1254 and encodes 271 amino acids. Gene Ontology annotation, molecular function: protein binding. Lineage: Eukaryota; Metazoa; Chordata; Actinopteri; Esociformes; Esocidae. The record is from RefSeq and is a predicted model, not a curated record. Gene Ontology annotation, cellular component: external side of plasma membrane. The transcript has 8 exons.
GCCCCACGUGCCUGUAAGCACUCCUGACACUGUCUGGGAAUGCUCCUGAUGAGACAGCGGAUGGUGUCCUGGGGAAUACAAAACAAAUGAUGUGCAGUUAAGGUCAUUUGAAUUCAUGCAUGAGGUUUUAAAUGUUGUACAUCAUACAGCUGAAUGGGAUAUACAUCAACAGUAAACUGAGGAGCAUUUCCACAGUCGCACCAAGCAUGUCCAGUUCCAGGAAUACUCUUUUCUCUGUAAGAGGAGGAGAUAUGUUUUACUUUCACAUUCCAACCACCCCCACAUAACCAACAGGCUUAAGUUCAGUUCCAGUCCAAAGUUCCAAAGGUUCCAGUCUUCUUUAUGAGUGGAUAUAGAACACAAAUACAUUAAAGGCUGAUGUCAAGACUGAAGACAGGCAACACCAUCGACAAAUGAGAUGGUGAGGAAUGGAGAACCAUGGAAGACUUGAUAUGCAUAAUUUGUCUAACAAUCAGUUUGAUUCUUCUAAACAUCAAGUCCUCUGCUGCAUGUGGUCCAGCUGAAUACAGUAUAGGUACUGAAUGUUGUCCUAGGUGUUCACCAGGAAACCGUGUGAAUAAACACUGUACAGAGUUUACAAGUACUUUUUGUGCCCCCUGUAUUGACUCCACCUACCUUGAUGAACCCAAUAGUCUUACAGCAUGUACACCAUGUACACACUGUGACCCAGUCUUUGGUUUGAUGGUAAAACAUCCAUGUAGACCUUCAUCAGACACUGUCUGUGAGCCACUGGAGGGGUUCUACUGUACAGACCCAACUAAGGAUGGUUGUAAUGCAGCCCAGAGACACAGCAGCUGUGAACCUGGACAAUACAUCAGACAGAAAGGAACUCCAUCUACAGACACUGUGUGUGUUGACUGUACUGGUGACACCUAUUCAGAUGGAUCAUUUACAUCCUGUCAACCACACACACAAUGUGACACCUUGAAACGUCUACAAGUUAAACCUGGAACUCACUGGUCCGACUCUGAAUGUGGACCACAAACCUCCCCUCCUAUAGGUUUAAUUCUACUUGUACUUCUUGGGCCACUGGCUUUGGCAGUUGUGAUUGCUGUAAUUAUAUGUGUCAGAAAAAGAAUACAUUCUAAUUCAGCACUGUACAGAUCCGUGUCUGGACGUCACUGGAGACCUGCUGCAUUCAGGCCUGCUUCAAAUCUUCCAACAUUAUCCCAGUUCCCAAGAAGUCAAGGAUCAAAGGACCUAAUUACUACAGAUCGUCAGAUCGUCAUUUGAGCGCCUUGUGUUGUCCCACCUCAAGACCAUCACUGACCCUCUUCUAGACCCACUGCAGUUUGUCUACAGAGCCAACAGGGCUGUGGAUGAUGUGGUCAACGUGGCUCGUCACUUCAUCCUCCAGCAUCUGGACUCCCCUGGAACCUGGAAGCACUUGUCUGACCCCCUGAUCAUCAGCACCGGCUCCCCUCAAGGCUGUGUCCUGUCCCCACUACUCUUCUCCCCGUACCAACAGCUGCACCUCCAGUCACCACUA